UCUUCGGAAAUGGGAGGCGGCCAAGGCGGCAGGCGGCGGGAGGGCGCUGCGAUGGGCGAGCGCACAGGCACGGGCGGCGGCGCCUGAACCCGGGGGCGCUGGGGGGGACGCCGCUGACAGACACCGCUUGGAGCGCGGUUCUCUUUUCCCGCUCCCCGAUCUUUGAAGUCCCGGGGAGAAGAAGGAAGAGGAGGAAAGGAAGGAGGAGUUGCUGGUUGCCACAGCUGGCUCUCUGAGUCUCUCCUCCACUCCUUCUUCUUCUUCAUUCCUUCCUUCAUUCGACCUCCCUUCCGGAGCCCGAAAUUGCCAGGAACUCAUUGCAUACCUGGAUAAAGUUUCUUGCUGAUUAUUUUUUCUGAGGAGUGCAAUUCUUUGAGGCUCUUACCUCAGUCCCUCAAGGAAUAGCAGAGUGGGAAAAGGUACAAAAGUUAAUGUUUUCAUCCACCCGGACGAAGGAGAAUGGGGACCCUACACCCAAAAGAAUGAAGACUCGACAGAAUAAAGAUUCUAUGUCAAUGCGGAGUGGUCGAAAGAAGGAGACUCCGGGGCCCCGAGAGGAGCUCAGAACCCGGGGUCGAGCAUCUCCUGGUGGUGUCAGUACUUCCAGCAGUGAUGGCAAAGCUGAGAAAUCACGACAAACUACCAAGAAAGGUCGUGUGGAGGAAUCAAUGGCACCUAAAGGAAGCAAGCAAAGUCGAUCAGAGGAGAUUUCAGAGAGUGAAGGAGAGGAUACCAAUGCUGCAAAGAAAACUAAAACAGAAGAGCUGCCAAGACCACAAUCUCCUUCAGAUGUGGACAGCCUAGAUGGCCAUAGCUUCAACGAUGAGACAAGCAGUGACCCACGAGACAUUGAUCAAGAUAAUCGAAGCACCUCUCCCAGUGUCUACAGCCCUGGCAGUGUGGAGAAUGAUUCUGAUUCCUCCUCUGUGCUUUCACAAGGACCCGCCCGCUCUUAUCAUCACCCCCCGCUCUUUCCCCAGAGCCCCUCGCCAGCUCCCCUCCCAGAGGGCCUUGCACGUCCCCCAGAAUCCAACUUCAGCUUAUCAGGGGAGGUUCAUCCUCAGGGCCCCCCAAGUGGCUACCAAUCUCAAAUUGAAGCCCAGGCUUCAAGGAUUUUCCAGGCGCAGGGCCAAGCCCCACCAGUUCCCACUCCUUCCACCAACUCCUCCUCCUCCCCCUCUUCUUCGUCCUCUUCGUCCUGCACAAUGCAUACUUCUCUGUACCCCAAUGCUAAUGUGGUCCAACUGGGGCCCAAAGUUGUGAGUGCAGGAGUGGGGAUUCCAACACCAAGCGUGCGUGAGCAGUCCCUCGGUACUAAGCACAACCCACCUCCAACUACUCCCAUUUCAUUAGCCUCUGUGGCAGGUGGCUUGCCUCCUCAGAAGACACCUCCAAACAAUUCCCCAUCAAUAAUUCCUUCUGCUGCUGCGACUUUCCCGCAUGUGCUAGCCAAUCUGCCUCCGCCUCCAGCUCUGCGCCCUCUAAAUAACAUGUCUGUGACCUCCAGCUCACCAGGAGUGGUGGGGCAAGCAUUAAGUGGACAUCUUUCAUCACCCCAUGCAAUAGGGCAGGAUAAGUCACCCGUCCCUUCUCGUUAUCCCUAUGCCCCCCCUCCUCCUCCACCCCCCAACUCUUCUGCUCAGUAUCCCCUUCCUCCCCCUUCCCAGGCAUUGCCCAGUUACAGUUCAUCAUAUGGCCACUCCUUUCCACCACCCAGCAGCCUCUCUGUAUCCAGCCAACCGCCCAAGUACACACAGCCCUCCAUGCCCUCCCAGCCUGUAUGGAGUCAAGGCCCACCACCAUAUAGCCGCCCACUAGGGAACACUAACUCUCAUCCUCCUGCCUCCUUUCCUGGUCAGUCCACUCAUCACCAGCAGCAGCAGCAGCACCAUCACAACCACAGCAAUGGUGCUGGUCUCUCUCCAGCAGCAGUUGCCACACCCCAGACAUCUAGUAGUUAUUCCCACCCGUUAGAACCAGGUCCACAUCACCCUCCUCAUGCUGCCUAUGGGCUACGCCUCUACCCACCCCAUAGCCAUGCUACAUACAGUCAGGCUCCUUCUGCAUCUUCCUCUUCUUCUUCCUCCUCCUCUUCUUCCUCCUCUUCUUCUUCCUCCUCCUCCUCUUCCUCUUCCUCAUCCCAGGGGACAUACUCUGGACUCUGUAGCCACCCUCAAGGGCAGAGCACAGCUGCCUAUGCCUUUCCUCCUCCCCCUCCCCCUUCACCUGCCCAUGGGGCUGGACCCCCAGUCACUUCUGCUUCAGUUACCCUCUCCACUGUCAUAACCACAAUGGCCUCUUCUUCUACAGCUCCGUAUAAGACAGCAUCGCCUCCAGUUGGAGCCCCAACGACAGCCCCUUAUGGGAAGCGCACAGCUUCUCCAUCUCCUACUUUCCAGCCGCCAGCUCCAUACAAGCCAGGGUCUCCUCCUGCAUCCUCGGCAUCCUCCUUCCGUGUAGCCACGCCCCCAGGAUACAGAUUAAGCUCUUCUCCGGCAGCAGGUGGCUACAAGGCCUCCUCACCAGCCCCCAUCGUCCCUCCUGCCUCUGGAAGUAUGGCUGCCCCUGCCCCACCCUUGCCUCCCCUGCCACUCAGUGCUGCACAAAUCAAGCAAGAGCCUUCAGAAGAAUUUGAGCCCCCUGAUAGCCCAAUGCCUCCAAUACGGAGUCCUUCCCCAGCUCCCAAAGUGGUGGAUGUCCCAAGUCAUGCCAGCCAAUCAGCCAGGUUCAACAAACAUCUGGAUCGUGGCUUUAAUUCUUGUUCACGGACUGAUCUCUACUUUGUGCCCCUGGAUGGCUCUAAACUGGCCAAGAAACGAGCUGAUCUUGUUGAGAAAGUGCGCAGAGAGGCUGAACAGAAGGCCAGGGAAGAGAAAGAGAGAGAAAGAGAGCGGGAACGAGAGAAAGAACGGGAAAGGGAGAAAGAAAGGGAACUGGAACGAAGCGUGAAAAUUGCCCAAGAGGGCCGACCAGUAGAUUGUCCAUCUCUUGGCCCUGUUCCUCAUCGCCCAUCUUUUGAGCAAGGCAGCGCUGUAGCGACUGUCCCACCAUACCUGGGUCCUGACACGCCAGCCCUUCGCACCCUCAGCGAGUAUGCCCGGCCUCAUGUCAUGUCUCCAAGCAACCGGAAUCACCCCUUCUAUGUCCCGUUGGGUGCAGUUGAUCCAGGAUUGCUUGGUUACAAUGUGCCAGCCAUCUACAGCAGCGACCCAGCCACGCGGGAGAGAGAAUUGCGAGAACGAGAAGCCCGUGAACGAGAUCUCAGGGAUCGCGACCUGCGUGAGCGUCUUAAGCCUGGCUUUGAAGUUAAACCAGCUGAGUUGGAGCAGCUCCAUGCCGUCCCCAGUGCUGCAAUGGAUCCUUUCCCACGGCAUGGUGGGCUGGCUCUCCAGGCAGGUCCAGGUCUCCACCCUGCUUUUCCCUUCCAUCCAGGGCUGGGCCACUUGGAGCGAGAACGGCUAGCCCUGGCGGCUGGCCCGGCUUUGCGCCCUGACAUGUCUUAUGCCGAGCGAUUAGCAGCUGAACGACAGCAUGCCGAGAGAGUGGCUGCUCUGAGCAACGACCCCUUGGCUCGGCUGCAGAUGCUCAAUGUGACCCCCCAUCAUCACCAGCACUCCCACAUCCACUCCCACCUCCAUCUCCACCAGCAGGACGCUAUCCAUGCAGCUUCUGCUUCUGUUCACCCUCUUAUUGAUCCACUGGCUUCUGGGUCACAUCUCACCAGAAUACCCUACCCAGCGGGCACUAUACCUAAUCCACUUCUGCCUCACCCACUCCAUGAAAACGAAGUCUUGCGCCACCAGCUUUUUGCUGCUCCCUACAGAGACCUGCCUGGCUCUCUGUCUGCCCCAAUGUCUGCAGCACACCAGCUCCAAGCCAUGCAUGCACAGUCAGCAGAGCUGCAGCGCUUGGCCCUGGAACAGCAGCAGUGGUUGCAUGCCCAUCACCCUCUGCAUGGGGUGCCACUUCCCACACAAGAGGAUUACUACAGUUGCUGCUGCAGGAAGAAGAAAGAACUAAAAGUUGCAGGUUUGGGGCACAACUAAGGCUGGUAGAAUGGAUGGCAACUAACUCUCCCCCAAUAGUCACCUGAAAAAAGAAAGUGACAAGCCCCUUUAAAUGGAUCCCAUUCCCCACAAUGAUGUCAUUAUCCUUUGUUGCUGUUUCUUCUUCUUGGAGAGGAAUAUCAACUCAUCAAACUCUGGAUGAGGGAGAAGCUACCUAGUGACACAAUUCCCUAAAUCAUUCAACAAAUCCAAACAACCGUGGUGGGAGGGAGAAGGGUAGUACAAGGGAAAAUAUGAAAGAUCAAAAAGGAUUUUGGACAAAUGGCUCGACAUUCCCUUGUUUCAGUAAGAAAAGGUAUGAAUUAUCAUGCAUUCCUUUUCUCCCUGCCAUGUCCCUCCACCACCACUCUCUAGUCCUAAGGUGGAUGACACUAAAAGCAUAAUGGGGCUAAAUGGGGCCUCCCUUUUUUGUACCUUGACAACCAGAUGGUUUUGAGGAACACUGCAUUGUCAGACUUUCAAGAAGGCAUUAUCAUGUUCCUCUUCAACCCUUGAAAGACUGGGCCAAGUUAAGAGGUGCAUAGCACUUCAAGAUGGUUUCAAGAGAGCAGCUGCUUUUUUAUCCAUGCCUUGAGGGAACUCUGAUGAUUCUGGAAAAUACUGUGGAACGACAGCAGUGUGUUUCCCUCUCAUUUCAUUAGUGAGGGAGAUUAAUAUGGCCACACAGUGCAAAGCAUGGUUGAAAUUGUCUCUGAUGGCAACUGCUCCUUUUCCCUUCACCCAUUCCAGUCGAUGUACUCAUGCACAUCCCGUUAGACGUGGCAGUUUUGCGUAGCAAUUUGUGAAUCCUUGAUCUUCCCAUGUGUGUGUCUAAUUUCACAGUUGUAUAUCUUGAUCUGUCCUCAUAUAUAUAUUUACAUAAGAACAUUAAAAGAAAGUCAAUUAUGGGAGAAGAAUCUCCCUACACAACCAGUUCCACCCAGCACACACAUGGGUGUGCAGAUGCACGCGCGCGAACACACACACACACACACACUCUAAUUUAUAUAUAAAUGCAGCUCUUAAAGAACAAAACCAGCCAAGUAGCCAAAAAAAAAAGCCUUCCAAAAUGUUUUAAUGUUUGCUUUCUGCAUGCCAUGGGGCUAUUAUUAUGAAGUAAUCAAGAUUUUAAAAUUACAUUCCCUGCUAGUUUGUUGCAAAGCAGGGAAAUGAAAAAAGAUACCUUGAAAAUGAUCUAUUAUUCUCUGCUGGAGUGGAAUAUAAUAUCUUUUCCCAUUAUUUUUGCAGCUCGGUAGGGUCCUUGUAUUGGCAAUUGCAUGGAGUUCUUGAAAUUAGCACCUUGGAUAAUUGCAGCACCUUGUGAGUUUAUCAAGGAUUCAUUAUAUUCAGUCUGUAUAGUAGAGGAGUGCACAUAUGAGAGCAUGACUUGGUCAGCUGUACACAGAUUUGACUUGUGGGAUCCUGUUCAUGACAUCCUGAGCAUUGAUUUAUGUGGAUGGGACACUCUUCCAUCACGUAGAGAAAAUCCUUGCCCUGGUGAGGGAAUGAAGCACCAGAAAUGAUAAAUAGAAAUUACUAGCUCCCCUCCCCCAGUACCUUUUAACAACCAUAUCCCCAGCAAUGAGAUUUGUGAAUUACUGAUCACUUUAGCAUGGCCUUUAAAUUGGUGAUGAAAAAUCAGCAAGAAUUGGGGAAAGAUAGUGGCACUGGACAUUUUCUCCUCUGCUAGCAGAGAAAAGGGACACGAGAUUAAAGGGAUGAGGCCAUACUUAAUUACCUUUAAUCUCAGAAUGUCUUUAAGAUGCUUGGCCCGAAUCACAUUCUUUGGAAUGCAAGCAGCUUUUGCUGAAGAUCUACUCCCUCCCCCUCCCCCCCAGUAUAAAGACACCCUUUAUUAGUAGACCUGAGCUAGGGGAAUGUGUCAAAGGUCCUUCAAGUGGAGUAAGUAUGCAGCUGCGAGUGGGCACAAUUGCCCACAGGUGGCAAACUGAUAAAGGCAUCCUCUGGGCAAAGCAAGAGAUGGCAUGAAGUCAACCGGAUGCUUUGUGCCACCUUCCUUCAUAGGGCAGGUCCUCGGGUUUAGAGGAUUAAAAACACUGAAGAAACGGGGCGUGUAUAUAAACUGCACACACUACAGCGUUCUUGUAUAGAAAUUCCCUGGCGUGAAGAGCCCAUUCAAAAACCUCAACCUACUAGAUCCCCAAAAAUGAUUCGCUGUUUUCCCAUCCUUUCUCCGCUUCGCUUGACUUAGACACCAAAAAAGGGGAACGAUAUGGCCGGAGCAGCUCGGCUUCCUCACGGAAAAAGCCAAACUGCAACUCCUUCCGGCCGUUUCAAAGUUCGGAGCUUCCUUUCCGGCUCCCCCUCUUCCCCGUUUCGUCAUUGGCCGGGCGCGGUCUUAAAACUCUGGCCAAUAAAAAACGAUCUAUUUAGCAUACAGCUUUUACGGUGCCCAAAGCUUAAAUUUUUAAGAAAUAAAUACAGAAUUCCCGCGGGAGAUACGGUGGGGCCUUCUUUUUUUAUAUAAUUGCUUUUAUACUGCCAGCGAUGGGAUAGAAUGCGCAUUCAUAUUUUAUUCACCAAUACCUGAAACGUGUUUUGUUCUCCGUGGGUGAAUGCCGCGCGCCCUUCCAUCUCAGUGACUUCAGCUCUUUUUGUAUUUGUCUAGAAGGCUUUCUGCUGUGGCGGAGAGCCUCCCAAAUUUCGUUAAAGUAAGAUAUGUAUCUAUGUAAGAAAUUAAAAGGCUGCGAAGUGCG
Ahaetulla prasina is the source of this 6763-nucleotide messenger RNA. RefSeq names its product atrophin 1 (gene ATN1). Gene Ontology annotation, cellular component: nucleus. The transcript is spliced from 11 exons. Gene Ontology annotation, molecular function: transcription corepressor activity. Bases 432 to 4046 code for a protein of 1204 amino acids. NCBI's taxonomy places the organism in Eukaryota, Metazoa, Chordata, Lepidosauria, Squamata, Colubridae. The record is from RefSeq and is a predicted model, not a curated record.